Messenger RNA from Pezoporus flaviventris, 845 nucleotides. RefSeq names its product transmembrane protein 17 (gene TMEM17). Gene Ontology annotation, biological process: non-motile cilium assembly. NCBI's taxonomy places the organism in Eukaryota, Metazoa, Chordata, Aves, Psittaciformes, Psittacidae. Gene Ontology annotation, cellular component: ciliary transition zone. Bases 44 to 694 code for a protein of 216 amino acids. The transcript is spliced from 4 exons. The record is from RefSeq and is a predicted model, not a curated record.
CGCGCCCUGUCGCCACAGCAACGGCUGGCCGCGUUGCCGCAGCAUGUCGCUGCCCGAGCCCUUGAGGCGGCGGCUGGGCUCCUUCAGCCGCACCGUCUUCACCGACAGCCAGCGCACGGCCCCGAGGGACCCGGGAGACGGCGCAGACAAUGAAGUAGUUUCCAGUUUACCAUUGCAGAUGUCCCUCUAUUUCAACGUUUAUUUUUUCCCAUUUUGGUGGCUCAGCAUAGUUGUCAUGCUCCAUCUGAAGUAUCCAGUCUUGUCGGAUUACUACAAAUUCAUCUUGGUCACGAUCAUGAUCCUGACCUCAUUAAUAGAGGUCAUUCGACUCUACCUGGGAUACAUGGGCAAUCUGCAGGAGAAAGUCCCUGAGCUGGCUGGGUUUUGGCUCCUGACUCUCCUCCUGCAGUUGCCUAUGAUUCUGUUCUUGCUAUUUAACGAAGGUCUAAAAAUUCAGCCACUUGAGCGAGCAGUGAAUAGCAUCUUUGCUGUCUUCCUCACAUUCCAAGUCAUUGCAGCCUUUGUCACCCUGAAAAGAAUGGUGAACAAACUGGCAACUCACUUUCGCCUUAAUGAGUUUGACCACCUGGAGGAACAGCCCAUUCCUGGUUUUUAUGGCCUUGGUAAAGAAGAAGGAGCAGUUUCAGUGGCUGGUGGGGACCGCAGUGCUAGGGUUCACACACUGAGGCCUUGAGGAGCUAGCGGAGGCAGGCCUCGUGCUGCUACAGAGUUGUUUCCAUUUUGUUUGGUCUUUUUUUACCUUUCUACAUCAAAGAUAUUAAAAAAAAUAGAUAAAAAAAAAGCCAACAUUAAACCUCAGAGAUUGGAGCUUCACUCUGCAAGGA